GUGAUCCAGCGGCGCGACGACUUCGGCGAGCCCCGCGAGAACUUCAACCGCGACUGGAACGACUACAAGAACGGCUUCGGCGACCCGGCGCGCGAGUUCUGGCUGGGCAACGAGAACAUCUACAUGCUCACCAACAACGAGGAGUACAUGCUGCGCGUCGAGCUGGAGGACUUCGAGGGCAACAAGAGGUACGCCCAGUACACGCACUUCAAAAUCUACUCCGAGGCCGAGUACUACAAGCUGGAGAUCGAUGGUUACGAUGGCAACGCGGGCGACUCACUGAAUGAUCCUUGGUACGGCUCGAACAACAGCCCCUUCUCCACCUACAACAGGGACAACGACCGGUCGUCACUCAACUGCGCGUCCAUGCUCAAGGGCGGCUGGUGGUGGAAGUCAUGCGGCCGCGGCCUCAACGGCCUCUACCUCAACGACCCGCAGGAUCUCACCGCCCGGCAA
Molecule: messenger RNA, 456 nt
Organism: Gryllus bimaculatus (two-spotted cricket)
Lineage: Eukaryota; Metazoa; Arthropoda; Insecta; Orthoptera; Gryllidae
Source: the annotation of a GenBank genome assembly